Molecule: messenger RNA, 878 nt
Organism: Cuscuta europaea
Lineage: Eukaryota; Viridiplantae; Streptophyta; Magnoliopsida; Solanales; Convolvulaceae
Source: the annotation of a GenBank genome assembly
GAUGCAUACAAUCCUGCCAUUAAAAGAGUGAUCGAAGAAGAAAGCAUCCAUCAUCUUCUUCUCUUGCUUCUCAUCACCAUCAUAAAUAAAGUUGCCUAAUACUGCCGACAACUACCAACCUAAGGCUUCCUUACAUAAACAAUUAAGCUCCAGCUGCAAGAAAAUAAAUGUUUGUACAACCAACUCAACCAGGGGGGGAAUAAUGUCAGCGCCAGAGGAAAGCUAUGGAUUAUACAACCAAGGGAGCAGUGGCUGGACAUCUUUCAAAAUUGAAGAGCUUCAAGAAGAAGAAGAUGGUUGGAAUGGGUUCCAUGAAAGGGAUAAACCGAAGAUAACAGCAGCCAAACCAAUCCCUAUAGGUCGCUCCCAAAGAGAACCAAGCAAGAAGGCCCAUCGGCAGUCGGCCCCUGUCCACAUACCUGACUGGUCAAAGAUCUACGGCGGCGGCAGCGGCAGCGGCUCUGAGGUGAGAAGUAGCUGGGAAAGUGAGGAGGAAGAAGGAGGAGGCGAGGGUAAGGGGGUGGAGCCUCCGCAUGAAUGGCUUGCGAGGAAGCAUGCAAGGGAUCAUCAGAUUUCUUCUUUCUCUGUGUGUGAAGGUGUUGGAAGGACUCUUAAAGGCAGAGACCUUAGCAGAGUUAGAAAUGCUGUUUUGACCAAAACUGGUUUUCUUGAAUAAUUUAAUUAUUAUUUGCCAUUUUUCGUUUGUAUAUGUUUUCUUACCAUUGCUCUUUGAAUGUAUGUAGACUAGCUAGUAGCUAUUGUCUUUGUCAAGAAUCAUUGUUAAUGUGAAUAUGACUGGUUGGUAAAAUAAAUUGUAAAGCAAAUCAAUAUUUGAUCAUAGCUUGCGUUUCACAUAAUCUUGUAUGCAUGUACUAGUA